Uranotaenia lowii is the source of this 3014-nucleotide messenger RNA. It is a transcript of the gene Arf79F, whose product is annotated as ADP-ribosylation factor 1. The transcript is spliced from 5 exons. Gene Ontology annotation, cellular component: plasma membrane; cytoplasm. NCBI's taxonomy places the organism in Eukaryota, Metazoa, Arthropoda, Insecta, Diptera, Culicidae. The record is from RefSeq and is a predicted model, not a curated record. Gene Ontology annotation, biological process: vesicle-mediated transport; intracellular protein transport. Gene Ontology annotation, molecular function: GTP binding; GTPase activity. Bases 846 to 1394 code for a protein of 182 amino acids.
UGCUGUGAUGGUGGUGCUGUGCUAGUCUGCUCGGGUCUGCUCUAGUGGGGAAAAAAGGCUGAGAAGAAAAAUUCGCCGCCAUCUUGACGUGUGUGUAAAAGUUUGUCGUUCCUUCGGUUUCGGUAGUUCCCGUGCUGUUUGUCCUGUGGCCCAGAGUGUGCCCGGAUCUAGAGUAGGUUCCUGUGGUGUGUUCGUUUCGGUCGGAACCGUGUGAACGUCGUAGUUGAUACGUUUUCGGUGUCAUUCUGUUGUGGCGUUCGUUGGCAAACCCGGCCGGAACUUUCACCUAUCUUUUUUGCUCGGUCUCGUCAGCUCGUGACUUGGAAGAAUCGUCGAAGAAAAAACCCCAUCGGAAGAGGCGGUGUCCCUGUGUGUAGGGGUGCAAGAUACGGAACGGUUCUUUGUCGGAUAGGGUGAAUGAAUUUCAAUCUUUUGUCCAUCAGAAGUCGGAAAAUUCCUUUUCUCCGGAGGAAAAAGAAAAGCUGUGUUAAAUUCCAAACAUUUAUCUAAAAUCAGCAAGACAACGUGAUCCUAGUAGAGGAACUUCUCAGUCCACUAGCUCCACCACCUAUCUCACCGCAUAGUCGCAAAAUAAAAACUCACCCAACAACAGCAGCAACGCAGAUAAAAGAAAAUCGUUCCCUUCUACUUAGGUUAGGAUUUUUUAAAAGCAACUGAUAAGAGGGCAGAUUAGCGCGGGCGCACGUUUAAGAGUCUGAGAGGUGUGUACCGGAGUGUGCGUGCGUGAGUGGGUACAUCUGUGCGGAAAAGACGUCACUUCCAUAGAGAACAACAAAAAAACAUAAUCAAGUGCAUUGUGCGAAUAAAACAGAGAGACAGCCAGCAUGGGAAACGUAUUCGCAAACCUGUUCAAAGGCCUGUUCGGCAAAAAGGAAAUGAGAAUUCUGAUGGUCGGAUUGGACGCCGCCGGUAAAACCACAAUCCUGUAUAAACUAAAAUUAGGAGAAAUUGUUACAACGAUUCCUACGAUUGGUUUCAACGUGGAGACUGUAGAAUACAAAAACAUUAGCUUCACCGUGUGGGACGUCGGCGGUCAGGACAAGAUUCGACCACUGUGGAGGCAUUACUUCCAGAACACGCAAGGUCUUAUCUUUGUAGUGGACAGUAACGAUCGGGAGCGUAUUGGUGAAGCCCGCGAAGAACUGAUGCGAAUGCUGGCAGAAGAUGAACUCAGAGAUGCCGUUCUACUUAUAUUCGCCAACAAACAGGAUCUACCAAAUGCGAUGAACGCCGCUGAAAUCACCGACAAGCUGGGCUUGCACUCACUGCGAAACCGCAACUGGUACAUUCAGGCCACCUGUGCGACUAGCGGCGACGGUCUGUACGAGGGGCUCGAUUGGCUGUCCAACCAGCUGAAGAAUGCCAACCGCUAGGAUGUUUGUCUAGGUCUAGAAACACUACACACUCUAGGAAUGUAAUACAAAAACAACAACAACAAAACAGACAGAACAUAAGAAAACCGCUGAAUUUGGGGGAGUCUAGCCUAACAGCAGCAGCAACAUUCAAUUUGUUGGGGAAGGACGAGCAAAACAUUUGCGAGCGAGCGAGAUCGAGAUAUAAAAUUAAAGAAAAAAAAACACUACAUAUUAAGAUUUAAAUCGUACAUCCGAGCGAGAGCGUGAGAUAUGAAAAUAAAAAAAAAACAGAAAAUCUGCAAGUAGCUCCUUCGUUGAUGAUAACAUGGAAAAUAGGGCAAACAUCCAGCGAAUAAAAUAGCAAAAUGAAAAAAACCCUCUUGAUAAAAAUAUUAAGCAAAAGCCAGUCUGGUGACGUGUGUGUGGAUGAUUACAUUGAAAACUGAACAGAAGAAAAUAAUACAAAUUAAUUAAUGCUAAACAAAAAAUAAAGGAAAAACAGAAAAAACAACCCGAUGCUGAAGCGUAUUAAAUAAUUUAGCAUGUGAGAAUAGAAAGAAAAAAAAAUCAUAAGCUAAGCUGUGCUGAAAUGAUAAAUGCAAGGAAGUGAACUGGAAUAAUAAUAAAACAAGAGUGGACAAAGUUAAAUCCAAUAAUGGUAACAAAUGUGCUUAUUAUUGAGUGUGCUACCGUGCGUGUAUCAAGUGGAAAUCGGGAGUGUCACCCUGUUACCAGGUGGUCGUUCCCCCUGCCUGCAUAGAUCCGUUCCUCUCGUUAUCUUUAGACUACUAUAGGGUCUUGCUGCUUGGUCUAGGUUUGAUUGUGUUCCGUUCACACUCCCCCGUGUUUUAACGAAGACAAACAUAUUGAAGGAUUUCCGCUGCUCUGAGCUUUACCGAUUGAAAAGUGAAAAAACAAAAUUCGGCAGAACUAUCACUGAACAUUCAGGUUUAGUGAUCGAGAAAUCAGUUCGGCCCCCCAAUUGAUUGUUUAGCAAAAAUUUGUUUUCUCUUAUUACUACUACUUUAAAUCCACACAUUGUGCAAGUGAUUUGUUUUCGCUUAUUUCUGUUCCACCUAAUGACGGAGCUUAAACGUUUUUUCCCGAGGAUAUAUUGAAAAAAUAACUAAGUUUUUUUUUAUUUAUUAUGGCUCCCUCUUUUUAGUAACUGUAUUCGUGUAAUGGCUAGAUCACAAUUAUUAAGUGGUGAAAUCAACAUUCGCAUAUGGAUAAGGAUUAUUUAGUUGAAGAAUGUGGGAUAUGAGAGCUUUCAAUUUGAUUUUAUAUAUUUUGUUCUUGUGCACCAUCACUGAAAUUUUCGAAGCAGAAAUUGAAACAUCAAAAACAAGCAAAAACUAACGGACUGGAUUGUGUCUGGAUGGCUUUGAAGGGGUAUAAACUUUUUUCUUUCAUUACAUAGUAGGUAUCAAAUAAAACAAAACAAAAAUCCAUUUAUCAAAAUCACACACACUCACACAAGUUCACGUUCAUUAUCAAAUGAUGCCACACAACCCGGGAAAGAUAGAUCGGUCAUGUUGUGCAGAAAAGGAAAACUUAAAACAGAAGAUAUCACAACGUUAUCCGCGGAAGUGGAACAACAUCUGAGCGAACACCAGAAGUUAAACGGAAGGAUACGAU